This is a messenger RNA of Humulus lupulus (European hop), 437 nucleotides long. RefSeq lists its product as uncharacterized. The record is from RefSeq and is a predicted model, not a curated record. The transcript is spliced from 3 exons. Bases 102 to 422 code for a protein of 106 amino acids. NCBI's taxonomy places the organism in Eukaryota, Viridiplantae, Streptophyta, Magnoliopsida, Rosales, Cannabaceae.
UAGGUUUUGGUCGGAUUGGAAGAUUGGUUUUACGAGUAGCAAUAUUCAGGGAUGAUAUUGACGUGGUGGCAGUGAAUGAUCCUUUUAUUGAUGCUAAAUACAUGGCCUACAUGUUUAAAUAUGACUCUACUCAUGGAUUAUUCAAAGGAAGCAUUAAGGUUGUAGAUGAUUCAACCUUAGAAAUCAAUGGGAAGCAGAUUAAGGUUGUGAGUAAAAGGUAUAUAGCUAUGAACUUCAACUGCACAGUUCCUAACAAUCCAAAGUUCCAAUGGAGCAACAAUUGCUACAGAGUGGAUCUAAUUUGCUUCCAUCUCAGGCACAACAACCACAACAGCAAAUUGUGUCAGAGAUUCAGUCACAGCCGCAGAUGCAGCAACAGUUGGGUUUGCAACAACAGCCAAAUCCACUACAACGUGAAAUGAGGCUUCAACCAUCAG